CUUCAUCUUGUGCAAACCACAUGGUGUCAGAAGUGGUCGGAAUGCGGCCGAUGUACGCAGCCAGUGAAAGAAAAACGUACGGGUAGCAAGCCAACGAGGGCGGCUCGAAGGUCCGAACUAGUACGAGAAUGGAGAACGGGGAACAGCAACAGCGCCAGCAGACCAGCGCCCCAGUCACCACGCUACUGCCACCGCCAAGAGUCCUGGACACCACAGGAGACGUAUGGCAAAGUUGGAAGACGUGGCGGCAGGAGUUCGAGCUCUUCGCAACGGCAACGUACCUAAACCAGCAACCCAAAGAGAGACUUAUGGGCCGACAGGCGAGGACGCUGCUACCAGUCACAGAAAGCCACCUGCGACCGCAAACCAUACCCCCUCAAGACGUGCAACGGAGGCUCCACGACAUCAGGACUAAACAACGUUCCUUCUACAACCGAGGCACAAGGUCUCUACCAGAUCUUCCUAAUGGCUCCCGCGUCACAGUGUACAGCGUGCCAUCAAAAACCUGGUCCCCUGCUACAGUUGUCAAGCCUGCCAACAGCCCGAGAGCCUACAUUAUCGAGACCGAAGAAGGGCUCCAGUUGCAGCGCACCAGGGAACACCUCCGUCUGGCACCCACUCCUGCGGCAGACUCAUUGGCGCCCACACAUGAACAUCGACUCACAGUGGGAACCACAGAGCCACAACUGCGUAGAAGCGAACGCAACCGCCGACCACCACGAAGAUACCCGAUGCCAGAACUUCCGUGA
Dermacentor silvarum is the source of this 749-nucleotide messenger RNA. RefSeq lists its product as uncharacterized. The transcript is spliced from 2 exons. Bases 129 to 749 code for a protein of 206 amino acids. NCBI's taxonomy places the organism in Eukaryota, Metazoa, Arthropoda, Arachnida, Ixodida, Ixodidae. The record is from RefSeq and is a predicted model, not a curated record.